Messenger RNA from Rotaria sp. Silwood2, 1476 nucleotides. The record is from the annotation of a GenBank genome assembly. Lineage: Eukaryota; Metazoa; Rotifera; Eurotatoria; Philodinida; Philodinidae.
AUGGCCGCUUCUGCUGUAUUCACGGAUGAUCUUCUUACAAAUAUCGAUAGCCAACAACUUGAAAUUUUCUGUAUUAUCUGGCUAGAUGACAAUGCACAAGUCGGUGCUAAUCGAGAUACAGAACAAGGUCUGCGUUCGAUUAUUAAUCGUCUCAAGCGGUUUAAAGAUGUAGAUCGAUGUGAAAAAUAUAUUAAUGAACGAAUGCCAGAAGAUCGACUAAUACUUAUUGUUAGCGGUCAGUUAGGACGAAAGAUUGUUCCUACAAUUCACAUAGUUCGACAAGUUAUAUCAAUUUAUGUGUACUGCAUGGAUGAGGCAAGUAACAGAGAAUGGUCUAAGAAAUAUCCAAAGGUCAAAGCUGUUGUAACUGAACUCGAUAAACUCGUUUCUCGAAUUAAAAGCGACCAUAAAGUCCAACAAAUUAUUGAACAACCAUUAUCAAUUAAUAUUUUUACCUCAGGAAAAUCAACAGGCGAUGUAGAUGGUAAAUUUGUUUUCUCACAAGUUCUUAUCGAUUGUCUUCUACGACUUAAAUCGAACCAAGACGAUACAAAUGAACUUAUUAAACAUUGUAGAAAAGUAUAUGAAGGUAAUAAAUUUGAAUUAAAUAAUAUUCGUGAAUUUCAAAAAGAAUAUUCACCUGACAAAGCUGUACGGUGGUACACACGAGAUACUUUCUUUUUCAAAACUCUUAAUGCCGUGCUACGUACAGAAAGUAUUCAUAUGAUAUUUUUAUUUCGUGCAUAUAUCGCAGAUAUUCAGCGUCAAUUGAAAACUCAUCAACUUAAGGAAUCUCUACGUGUUUAUCGCGGGCAAUUAAUAUCAAAUGAUGAGUUGAAAACUUUACAAAAAUCUUGUGGACAGUUUAUUUCCGUAAAUUCAUUCUUUUCUACCAGCACUGAAGUUGAACAAGCUCGUUUUUUUCUCAACGCUGCUGAUAAACCCGAGAAUUUGGAACGAGCAUUGUUUGAAAUAGUUGCUGAUCCUAAAUCAACUAGUACGAAACCAUUCGCUGACAUUAGUUCGUUAAGUGAAUUUGAGGGUGAAUCAGAAAUACUCUUCAUGAUAGGUUCGAUUUUUCGUUUGAACAGCGUCAAUCGCAGUAGUGAUGGUAAACUAUGGAUUAUUCGAAUGACAUUGUGCAGUGAGAAUGAUAGUGAUUUAAAAACUGUUCUCGUGCAUAUGAAAAAGCAACUUGGUAGUGGUGAAACAAAUCUUCGAACAUUAGGAAAAGUAUUAUGGAAAAUGGGAAAACUUGGUUUAGCUGAGUUCUAUUUGAAUCGUUUAUUGAAUGACCUUCCACCCAAACAUCCUUUACUUGGCGAUUUAUACGAAGAUCUUGGAGAAAUCGCAGCACUCGCUGGUGACUAUGACAAAAGCGUUCAGUAUCAACAAAAAUCAUUGGAAUACAAAGAUCCAAGAGAAUUAAUUGAUACAAUCCAUACGGAUGACAGUCGUAAGCAGGCUGGUAAGUAA